This is a messenger RNA of Cornus florida, 2366 nucleotides long. Its product is annotated as cytochrome P450 CYP82D47-like. Gene Ontology annotation, biological process: defense response to other organism. The record is from RefSeq and is a predicted model, not a curated record. NCBI's taxonomy places the organism in Eukaryota, Viridiplantae, Streptophyta, Magnoliopsida, Cornales, Cornaceae. The coding region runs from base 578 to 2185 and encodes 535 amino acids. Gene Ontology annotation, molecular function: heme binding; iron ion binding; oxidoreductase activity, acting on paired donors, with incorporation or reduction of molecular oxygen. The transcript is spliced from 2 exons.
UCACUCGUGGAGAAUAGUUUUGGUGCAUUGUUAUUGUGACUCACAUGGAUGUAAAACAAACUAUAUCUUAAAUCGUAACUGGGCUAGAUUUUUUAUUUUUUUUUAAUCACGUUUAUUUUUAUUUUUAUUUUUAUUAUUAUUUUUUAUAAUUAUUAUUUAAAAAAAAAAAACUAAAAAUCCUGUCACUCUCCACUUUGAACUCUGCAAUCUGUAGAUGACAUGCAUUGUUAAUGUAGGACUUUUUUUAAAAGAGGUUGGAAAUUUAUGAUCAAAAUUUGAAAAUAGUGAUGGUUUUAAAGAAUUAACCUUUUUUUUAAUCACAUUUUCUAUACAUUUAUAUUAUUUUUAAUAAUGAAGUAAAAACCAACCCACCCAAUUUCUGUUUUAUUUUUAAUAAUUAUUAUUUUAAAAAAAAAAAAAAAAACUAAAAAUCAACUCACCUGCCUUUCCCACUUUGAACUCCAUCUGUAGAUGAUGACAUGCAUCAUUUAUCACUCGUUUCUAUUUCAUUGCCUUUGCUUAUAAAUAUCUCUCUAUAUGUAUUCUCAAAACAAUUUAAACACAAAAAUCAACAACAAUGGAGUACCUCCUCCCAAUACUCCAAACAAAUGCUAUGUUUGCUAUAUAUCCAUUUCUUCUUUGUCUUCUUUGCUUUGUGCUAUGGAUGUCAAGAGUUGGUCACAGAAACACAGCUAGUAAGAAAAGAGUAGCACCGGAAGCUGCCGGUGCGUGGCCUUUGAUCGGUCACCUCCAUUUAUUAGGAGGGUCUCAACUGCAACACAUAAUCCUCGGAACUCUGGCAGACAAACACGGACCGAUCUUCGGAAUCCGGCUCGGAGUGCACCGAGCUUUGGUGGUUAGUACUUGGGAAUUGGCUAAAGAAUGCUUCACCACCAAUAAUAGGGUCUUCUCUUCCCGUCCAAAAGGCGUAGCAGUGGAGCACAUGGGCUAUAACUAUGCCAUGUUCGGGCUUGGCCCUAACGGUCCAUACUGGCGCAAAAUGCGAAGGAUUACCACAGCCGAACUUCUCUCGAACCACCGGCUCGCGAUGCUCAAUCGAGUCCGUGAAACCGAGGUGAAGGCAUCAAUCAAAGAAUUGUACAAGUUGUGGGUCAAGAACAAGACUGCUUCGGAUGAAGUGUUGGUGGAGAUGAGGAAAUGGUUCGCGGACAUUAGUCUAAACCUCAUUGUAAGGAUUGUUGCUGGGAAGCGAUACCUAGCUGAGAGAAACACCAUGCCUUCGUCGGAGGGUGACGGGGAUCGGUUACACAAGGCAUUAAGGAAAUUCUUUGAAUUGAUGGGGGUGUUUACAGUUUCUGAUGCAAUUCCUUUUUUGAGGUGGUUGGAUUUGGGAGGAUAUGAGAAGGCCAUGAAGAAGACCGCUAAAGAACUGGACAGCUUUUUGCAGAGGUGGCUUGAGGAACAUAAACAAAAAGUUUCCGCUGGGGCAAAGAGUGAGCAAGACGACUUCAUGGAUGUGAUGCUGUCAAUUCUUGAUGAUGAUGGCGCCUUGGAUGAGUCCAUUUUCCAUGUUGAUACUAUCAACAAAGCUACAUGUUUGACUCUCCUCGUUGGUGCCACUGAUACAACAACAAUUACGUUAACAUGGGCCCUUUCUUUACUACUCAACAACCCUCGAGCACUAAAAAAGGCACAAGAGGAGUUAGACAUCCAUGUUGGUAAAGAAAGACAAGUGACUGAAUCAGACAUAAAGAACCUGGUUUACUUCCAAGCCAUACUCAAAGAAACACUACGUCUAUACCCGGCUGGACAACUCUUGGCGCCACGCGAGGCCAUAGAGGACUGCACUUUGGGUGGCUACCAUGUCCGCGCAGGCACACGCCUCAUUGUAAAUCUUUGGAAAAUUCAUCAUGAUCCUCGUGUGUGGUCAGAUCCUUUCGAGUUCAUGCCGGAAAGGUUCCUUACAACUCAUAAAGAGAUUGAUGUUAGAGGUCAACACUUCGAAUUGAUUCCAUUUGGUAGUGGAAUAAGAGUGUGCCCUGGAGUCUCUUUUGCACUUCAAGUUACGCAGCUUACGCUCGCUAGUUUACUACAUGGGUUUGUGGUUGCUACUCCAGUGGAUGAACCAGUUGAUAUGAGUGAGAGCUUUGGACUCUCCAACCCCAAAGCUACACCACUUGAAGUCUUCCUUACUCCUCGCUUGUCAGCUGAAUUGUAUGGAUAAAGUAUGUCGGACUUAACGUUGGAUUGUGUUGUUUUAGGUUUUCUAUGGAUAUCUAAGGAUAUAUAAGAAGAUUUUAGUAGUUUGACUCAAAUGAGGUCUAAAUUUGAGUCCUUAAUAUGUUUGACUACCAUGCUACCAUCUAAUCUUUGUCAACCAUAUUAAUGAAUUCGGGUUUUGAUUA